CCGUAAACCACACCGUAAAAAUACUAUUUAGAACGCACUGUAACCAGAACCAGAACUAAUGGAGUAUGAAAAGGAACAGUCCCCGAAGCUGAUUUUUGACAAUACAUUUUUGACUUUUGACGGUCGAUUUUUGGUAAAUAAAAAAUUAAAAUUCUGCUGGCUCAUUUUUUGGUGUGCUUGUAAUAAUUUAUAAUUAUUGCAAAAAAUAAGUUAAUUAUUGCAAAUAUAAAGUCCUCAUGGGUGAUCCAAUGGAAGAAAAGUCCCAAGAACGCGUCUUUGGCGGCUGCGAGGGCCCUGACGCCAUGUACGUGAAACUCAUCUCGUCUGACGGUCACGAAUUCAUUGUGAAACGUGAACACGCCUUGACGUCAGGGACUAUAAAAGCCAUGUUGAGUGGACCAGGGCAGUUUGCGGAGAAUGAGGCUAAUGAGGUGAACUUCAGGGAGAUUCCAUCACACGUGUUGCAAAAAGUGUGCAUGUACUUCACAUACAAGGUGCGGUACACGAACAGCUCAACUGAAAUUCCCGAGUUCCCCAUCGCUCCUGAAAUUGCUCUGGAAUUACUGAUGGCGGCUAACUUUUUGGACUGUUGAAUCUCAGGAAACGAGCUAGAAAUUAGGCAACGUAUGACCAUAGCCACAGCUUAUUAAGUAUGAUAUUCAAAUCAUUCCUAGUAUGGUGUGGUUACUUUAUACAAAAAUGUCCAAUUACUGAAAGCUUGUCUUUUUACUAUUGUGCUAAUCUUAUCUGAAGCUUGUAAUUUUAAAGUUUGUGGUUUUUUUAAAGGUUGAGUUUGUAAAUGUAAAUACACUUUUAGACUGAACUUAGGUUAUCUGUAGGUUAUUUUUGGAAGGUACUGAAAGAACUCAUAUUUUAGCCUAAAUCUGUCCUUUAUUCAUUGUCAAUAGUUUUUAUUUUGAAAAUAUAGAUUUGGUAUAAUUUUUUUUUUUGGCUUUUUAGAAACAUUAGACAAAUGAGAACAAAAUUUGCAUUGAUUAAACGUUUGUUUUUAUCAAUA
Ceutorhynchus assimilis (cabbage seed weevil) is the source of this 1018-nucleotide messenger RNA. Lineage: Eukaryota; Metazoa; Arthropoda; Insecta; Coleoptera; Curculionidae. The record is from the annotation of a GenBank genome assembly.